Molecule: messenger RNA, 1909 nt
Organism: Rhopilema esculentum
Lineage: Eukaryota; Metazoa; Cnidaria; Scyphozoa; Rhizostomeae; Rhizostomatidae
Biological process (GO): organic phosphonate catabolic process
Molecular function (GO): 2-aminoethylphosphonate:pyruvate transaminase activity
Source: RefSeq, a predicted model, not a curated record
AAGACUAGACGAAGAAUGGUUGACAACUUUCCAUUCUCAGGAGACAAAGGGCCUCUUUUUCGCAUUCGGAUCUCGAGCUGGGUUCCACUGGCAGCGCUUGUGGCAAAGGGUGUAUUGUAUUAUUUAUCGGCAGCAAGGAUGUUGCGGAGAUCUGUGCAAAAGCUUUUGCUGCCUGGUAGAAGCAUUUCCAAAAUGCUGAACAACUGUCGACCAAUCGCAACUUCUGCUACUAUGCUUCAAAAACAUCCUGAAGCUCCACAGAAGAAGUUGUUUACACCUGGCCCACUUGGUGUGAGCUAUGAAACAAAGGCAGCUAUGCUUCAAGAUCUUGGAUCAAGAGAUGUCCAGUUUAUGAAUACUGUGAAGUUUAUCAGAAGUAGACUUCUAGAACUUGCUUGUGUAAGCCCAGAUACAUUUGCUACAAUACCAGUACAAGGAAGUGGAACAUAUGCAGUGGAAGCUGUUCUUAGCACAGUUGUUCCUAGAAAGAAUGGUAAAGUGCUAAUUCUUGUUAAUGGUGCAUAUGGCAGAAGAAUGAUCCAGAUAGUAGACUAUAUGCAGUGUGACAAGAUUAUACUUGAAGGGGCUGAACAUAACAAGGCAGAUGUAAAUGAAGUUCGUAAAAUUCUUCAGGAGAAUCCAGAUGUAACAACUGUUAGCAUGGUUCAUUGCGAAACAAGUUCUGGUGUCAUCCAUCCAGUUGAAGAAGUGGGCAAGGCCAUUUCUGAAAUAAGUCCUAAUGCCAUCUUUUUUGUUGAUGCCAUGAGUAGUUUUGGCGGCAUUCCAUUAGAUCUCAAUGAAGCCAAAAUUGAUUUCAUGGUGAGUUCUGCAAAUAAAUGCAUUGAGGGCGUUCCUGGCUUUUCAUAUGCAAUUGGAAACAUUGAAAAAUUGAUGAAGUGUAAAGGAUUCGCCCGAAGCCUUAGUCUCGAUCUUGUUGAGCAGUAUGACAGUUUAGAAAAAACCGGUCAGUUUAGAUUCACACCACCUACCCAUGCAAUGCUUGCAUUCAAGAAAGCUCUUCAAGAGUUGGAAGAGGAGGGUCAAAUUCCUGGUCGCUCUGCAAGAUAUCAGAAAAAUCGCGAAGUUCUUCGCCACGGUAUGAGAGAAAUGGGGUUCAAAGAGUUUCUUGAUGAUAGCCACAAAGGGUAUAUCAUAACCUCUUAUUUCUUCCCAGAAGAUAAGAGCUUUGAUUUUAAACAGUUCUAUCAGAAACUAAGUGACAAAGGACAAGUAAUAUACCCAGGAAAAGUCACCAAAGCAGACUGUUUUAGAAUUGGCAACAUUGGGCAUCUGUUUCCAUCUGAUAUGGAGUAUUUGCUGACUUGCAUAAAGGAGGUAUGCGCGGAAAUGAAUGUAAAGUUGCCAAUUCAGUCAUAACUUAUCGGCUGUUUUUGUUUAAUAAAGUGAAUGCAAGUAUAUGAAAGAGAAUAUUUUCAUAAUAGUAAGAACAUGACAGACAUAUAGAAUAUAAUACGUCUUUGGAUUAUAAUAUUUUUGCAUCAAGUAUCAAGACUGGUAUGUCUUGAAAUAUUAUCUAAAAAAUUGAUGUUGGGGAUUACUUGUAGAGAGAUGCCAUUGUCUAAAUAAUUGGACUGUAUUUUUUAGCCCAUGUUUUAACCUAUUGACAAGUUUUCCUUAUCUCUAUACCUGUUUUAGAUAUAUUGAUUAUAUGUAGAUGAGAAUAAUCAAAUACACAUUUAGUACCACAAAGUUUGAAAAUUUCUAGAUAAUCGAAACCAUAUUAUCCCGGUAUGAUUUUCUCCGCUUUUCUGUGCUAUUUUAAGUUAUAUGAGAAUUUUGAGAAUUUGCUUAGAAUCAAGUUUGGUAUACUGUUGUGUUGUAUUAAGUUAAUUUGGAUGACAAGGUAGCAUUGUAUUUUAAUAAAAAAAAUUUUCAAAAUUUUAAAAAA